Messenger RNA from Platichthys flesus (European flounder), 7695 nucleotides. Its product is annotated as mucin-2-like. NCBI's taxonomy places the organism in Eukaryota, Metazoa, Chordata, Actinopteri, Pleuronectiformes, Pleuronectidae. The transcript has 6 exons. The coding region runs from base 838 to 6354 and encodes 1838 amino acids. The record is from RefSeq and is a predicted model, not a curated record.
CUUCUUCUUCUUCUUCUUCUUCUUCUUCUUCUUCUUCUACCUCGCUGACCAUCGACUCCUUCACGCCUGGGGACUCCUACAGCCUUGAAGGUAAGUUCUCAGGUGAACGCUCCAGUGAAGAUCCAGCAGGAUUCUGUCCACUGCACAAAGUGUUGUGUCGUUAUCUGAUGAACAACUGGAUUUAACUGGACUUAUAAACGCACUCACACAAACGUAUAAACACAAACACGCAUGUAAACACGCACUAAGCCGAGAAGAGAGUCAUUUCUUGUAAUAUCACAACACAAGGAUCUACACACUGACUGGUGUGGUGGUGUCUUGCAGCCGGCCGGCAGCGAGGGCGAGCUGAGCCAGGCCGACGCUCGGGGCUCGGCCGGCAGCAGCAGCACGCUGGCUUCCUCUGUCAUCGAGGUGGAGGCUGAACUGUCAGAACAGCUGCCACGUAAAAACAAGGAAAAGGAAGAGGAAGAAGAGGAGUUGACGUCACUUAUUGCUGCUCCUACUCUGUCCAUCACCGAGGAGAUCCUGGAGUUCAUCAACCAGAGCAGAGCCAGGGAGGGACUCGCCUCCAUUCGCACUGACACAACGGAGCAGGUCCUGGAGGAGCUCAAGGAGAGUCCGACUCCAGCUUACCAGACCAACUUCACCUGCCCACUGCCCCCAGCCGCCUGCCCCUCCAGCCCAGUGCAGAGGACCUCAGGGCCGGAGGAGAGGGGAAGCCCAGUAGGGGAGGAGGACAGCGCCCUCCACAGUUUGACCGGGGGCUCUGCGGAUGAAAUUAGACUUGAAAAUAAGACUGAGCUCAAAGAAAUUCCAGAUGCCCCAAGUGAAGUUGAAAUGGUAGUGGAGGCAGAUGAAGAGAAACAAGGAGAAGGUUUAGAAACAGUCAAAGAUGAGAAUAAAGCUUUGGAUGAGGAGGAGGAUGUCAGCCCUGCUCCAGGAUCUGAUCUUCAUCCCUCCGCCUCAGCAGAAGAAAAGAGAGAGAGCGGAUGCAGCUGUAACUCACCCACUGAGGAGGCAAAGAACGAGGUCACAACCUCCUCGCAAAGUUCAGAUCUCCUCCUUCAGCCCAUCCAGAGAUGUCAGCCGCCCACAAGAGGCUCCCACCUGACCAAACGAGACAAGAAGAUCAUCGAAAAGAUCCGGAGUUACUACGAGGCAGCCGCCGAGGCCGAGGAGGAGUUGGCAGAGGAGGAAGAGGAGCAGGCAGAACGAGUGGCAACAAGAAGGCGGAACAGUUUCUCACAAAUCCCAUCCGGCUUGGUGAAGAAGUCUAUAUCACGCUUAGAUGUGAGUGGACACCAGGGGGAGCCAGAGAGUGGACAAUCCAUGUCUGAAACGAUCAAUGGAGAGACUUAUGGAGAGACGGAUCCCUGUUUCAUCAAUGGUCCCACCUCGUCCCCAACUCCUAUCUCAGCUGAUGGAGAGGGUGAUGGACAGGCAGAUAAACCAAUCAGCUCCCUGGAUUCUGAUGCAGACAGACCGAUGGAGACACCAACCUCUACUGUGAUGCAGGACCAGGAGACCCCAGACCAAGUUGGCGAGACUCUACAGCAGAACCAUCCGGCUGGAGAAGAGAGUGAGGCACAGGACAAAAAUGGAAAUUUCUGCAGUGGACUGUUGGAAGAAGAAGAUCUGUGGGAUAAGCAGGAGGGAAAGACAAGUGUUGUGGCUACUGGGAAGCAAGAUGGACAUUCACUGCGAGGAGAAGGACCAUCAGUUUCCAAACCAGACGAAACCACCUGUCCCGAAAACCAAGCUGUGAUCAGCAGUUGUGAAAAAACUGUCUCGAUAGAAUCAAAAGAAGGCGGCGAAGAGCCAUCUUCACCUUCACGUACAGAACAAUGUCUGAAAACUGAGACCAGAGCUCAGUCCCACUGGAGCUCAUCCAAACACAGAGAGCAGGCCAAGACCAGCAGAAACCUAGAGGGUCUUCCCAGUCAGAUAAAAGUGUGUGGAUGGUCCCGCCACUCCAGGAUCGUCACCGCUAACCGGGCCUUGUUUGAGGGCAUGGGAUCGGAUGUAGCCGGUUUGGGAUUAUUUGAGUCCAGUCCAGUGGCGGACUCCGUAUUGAUAGAAAACUCAGAGCGUAUUCUGAGCAAGGUCCAAACACUGGCUAGUAUGUACAGCGCCAAAGCCAGCACCAUGAAGGUCCCGUUGCAUCAGAAACGCGCCUUUGGGGUAUGGAACCAAUCAUGGGGCUCAGGUACCCUGACUGGACACUCUACUCAGACCCACACUAGGAGCCAGCAACAGGUUCAAUCCCAGACUCAAAAACAAAUCCCAGCUCAGUGCAGGCAGCAACCGAAACACCAAAUGGAAAUCAAUCAAUCAGAAACCCAAACUGGAACCCAUACCCAGUCUGCGACCAAAAAUCUGAGCAACACCACAACACAAUCGAGGGAACAGCCAACACAUUUCCAAAACCAGACAAAGCUCUGCAGCCAGAACCAGACCAUGAACAUGGAGAACCAGAGGAUGCAGGAAGAGAGAAUGAUGAGGAGAGCUCAGAGUCUGACAAAUGAUUUCCAGGGGACGACGACCUCUGCCUGUCACCACCAGACACAUGAAUUCACCCUCUCCAGGCCCAGGGACUUUAUCUUCGCCUUGACCAGAGAAAGAGACUCUCGGUUGGGCGUCAACUGUCCGACUUCCACCUCCCCUGAGGAAAAUCAAUCCACUGGACUAAGAGAUCAAUCAUCCAGUCAAGCCCAAGAGGCUUCUCCAGGAUCCAGACAGCGCCUCAGUGCACAACCUGAGGAUCAGAGCCCUUCUUUCUGCUGCUCUGCCCCGAACAACCCCUUGACUUCCACCAGGACCUUGGAUUGUAGCGUCACCGAAUUCAGGGGCCUCUCUGCUCCCCCAGGAAGAGGAGGAGCCCUGGAUCAAAACAGAGAGUUUCAAACAGAUACUGAAGUGAGGGACAGAAAAGACGGGUUGGAGCAGAGUGCUGGACACCCUGGUUACUCCAUCAGAGAAGACUCAACAUUUGUAAACAUCAUGACAGCACACAAAUAUUAUCAGGACACACCAGCGACUCAAGAUAACGAAACACCAGAAUGCAAAGUCCCCACAGGGCGUUCAGACACCGAGGAUGUGCCGAGUCUUCAUACCGGGCCUGAACACUUGGUUUGCACAAAGAUCAUGGACAGAGAGGCAUCGCCAGGGGAGCCGGUCCUCGGAGUAGCAUCUGCUCAGAGCCUGUCUCCUGCAGAGGACCAGGGCUCCAUGGUGCCUCACCUAGGACAGCAGCCCACCCCUCAGGAGGAACAGUACACUUCACCGGGGACCUCUGGGGCGCCAAAGAUAGAUGAGCUGCCAAGCAAUCAGAUGAAACCAAAUGAGACAAAUAAUACUUUAAAUUCUUCAUCACAAAGCAGGAAGAUUCUACAGGGGUCAACGCUGAUCUUUUCAGAAGAGCCGGCUUGCAGCCGAGCCUCAAGAGAACUCGUUGUUCCAGCUCCUCUGCGUCAGCCUUUGCACUUAACCUUUGACCCCUCUGUGGCUUCUAGUCAUGCAUUCCCAGAAACCCAAGAGGAUCUCAAAGCAGGAGCAGGAGCAGCACCGAGGCCAUGGCGCUCUCCAUCAGUGCCGUCUACAGACUGUAUACCAACCUUCACCAGCCAGAGGGCACCAGACUUACCCACCACUGUGGGUGCACAGGCUCAGUCUAACUCCUGGAGUGUCAGUAGCAACACUCCAUGUGAAUACAGGGAACAACACCAGCAGGACCUCACUCGUCCACCGUCCAGACCCUCCUCCGGGACAACCAGCCUGGUGGAGCGACCCAACCAAGCCAUCGCUACCCAUACCUAUGACACAGAGCUCUCCACAGCCCCUUCAGCCUUCAGACCUAGAUUCAGACCCUCCUCUCCUUCUCCUGUUAGAAACUGCCCCACCUCCUCUUCUGCUGUGCGAGCUCCUCCUUGCUCCUCAACAUUCAGGGUCGUUCCAGCACCUUCUCCAACCAGUGUCUCUGUAGAUGGCUUCACCUCCCCGAACAUGUUCUCCGACGCCCUUUCCUGUUUAUCCCCUACUCCCUCUUCUGGCAGGGUUUCCUCCACAAGAGUCCCACCUGCCUCAUCUCCAGCACCAACUGCUUUCACCUCCUCCUCCUCUUCCUCUUCUUCUUCUUCUUCUUCUUCUUCAGGGAGGUCUUCAUUAGUAAGAGCAGGCCUUCCUUCCUCCCCUACAUCGUCCUCUUCCCUCUGCUCCUCCCCCAUUGCUUCCUCCUCUACAUUUACCAGGUCAUUAGCGGCCUCCUGCAUCAGUCAGUCUAUAAGUCAGAGUAUGGCAAAGAAGAACACUGUCCGGCAACAAGCCCCACCCAUGAAGUCAGUAAAUCAAAGGCCCUCCUCCACUCCAUCCUUACCCUCUGCUCAUCUACGACAGCGUUCCCCUUCUCCUGGACUCCCUCCCAGUCAUCAAGGUUCCAGUACACCUGCUUAUGUCAAACCAGGGUGCAACAAGGAUGGGUACCAGCAUCCAAGAUGUCCACCGUCCUCUCUCCAGUCCUCUUGUCCUUCUCUGUCCCCUCACUUGCCUCCUCAUUCUCUCUCACACCAGUCUCCUUCCCCAUCUACGAGUAUGGUCCAUUAUCAAUCUACCCACUCUUCUUCUACUUCCGUCCAUCCUUCAUUCCUUCAGUCACAAGUGGAUUCACUGCAGAAUGGAAACAACAACAAUAACAACAAGUUAGCGGGUUUAACCACAGUGACCAGCAACCCAAGUUAUACCAGCAGUGGCAUUAGUGGUGCUGAUAAUAAUGGGGGCUGGUCAGGAAGUCCACAGAAAGCUCCUUUAGCUAAUCAGAGCACUAAUUCCACAGUAAUGCAACAAACACAUGAUUUUCUCUGGUCAGGGUCACACAACCGGGUAGCUCAGCCUUUUUCUGCAUCUGAACCAAGCUCACGGGUUCAAUCCCCAUCUCCGACCCCAGCCCCUGCUCUGUUUACUCGGCUCUACUCCCCACCUCCUCAACAUAACUACUCCUCCCCCAUGGCAAACAAACCUCCUCACCCCCGGAGCACAAGAGCAGGGGGUACAAGUUACCAUAAUCCACUAGGCCUAACUUUAGAGCUACCCACAUCCUCCUCAUGUCUGAGCCCCCGUAUACUUUCCCCACCACCUAUUGGUGUGUCAGUGAAUGUGUGGACUAAUAAUGUUGCAGCGCCUCAACCGAGAAACCCCAGAUUUGCUUCUGCUUCUUCUCCUUCAUCACCCUUGUCUUCCUCAUCAAUGUUCACUUCCUCACCAGUUCCACUACAAAGUUCCAGAGCCCCCUCCCCGUCUGGCCCCUGUCCCACUGGGCCCCGAAUGACCUCCCAAACCCUCCGUAGAUCUUUCUCCUCCAACUUGGCCGACAGACCUCCGAGCCCAGUGCGGAGCAGCUCCAGUGGACUGCGUCGCUCCUGGACUGAGAGCGGUCGCAGGUCCUUUGGUUUCGGUGGAAGUGAACGAGGGUCCUUUGACCAGCAGGAGUCCUGUCCACCUAGUCCAAGGAGUGGAUGGUCCUCAUACAACAGCUCACCACCCUGCCUCAGCCCCCAACCUGGGCUUCAAUCCCCUCUUUCGCCCAGCAGACUUAGCCCAGGGAAGGGCACCCUUGGUGGGCAGCAUUUUACCAGUGUGCCUUGGCCGGAUGUCCAGGAGCUUUCGAGCAGAUAUAAUGGGACUGAUGACCUUGAUAUAAGUGACACUACCGCUACCAUAACCUCCCCUCCUUCUCCUCUCUCUACAUCCUCUCCUUCUGUCCUCUACUCUCCCACUCCAUCAGAUAGCCACAAUGAAUGGGGAGACCCAGAGCUGGAAUACGGGAACUGUCGAAGCCAGCUCAUCUGCGCCUACGUUUCCCGGCCCGCCCACGAACUAACCCUCUCCUCCUCAUGCUUGGCCCUGUCCUCCUCAGGUAUGACCUCCCCUCCACUGACCUCCCAUCAAUACCAAAGCUGCCCAUCCCAAGUCAAACCACAACCUCAGGUCCAAAUGGCCACUGAAGCCCGCCCUGCACCAUCAAACCACUCCCCCUUGCUCCCAAUCCACUCCCCCUUGCCACUGAAUUCAUCACCCUUAUCUUUUGCCCACAAAACUGGGAACCUGAAGAGCAAUUACGCCACCACAGUCAACCUUCAGAUCGCUGGAAGUGGCCGAAUAACCUCGUUCAGUACUGCCCAAGUUAGCCUGACCCAAACCCUACAGGGUGGAGCCGGAGCCGGAACCGGAACCGGGGCUGGAGCCGGAGCCGGGACUGGAGCUGGAGGAGGAUCAGGUCCAGGGCAGAUGUUGAGGAGAGUAAGCAUCAAUGGACAUUCACUCAUGCAAUCCCCUCUUCCUCAGAAUUAUAAGAGGUUGUGAAAGGCCUUAAAAAAAAAAGAUAAUGGAAAGUAAAAAGAAAUGACUCAAUGUGUGCCCUGAACCGUAGAGAGGCAACUAAGCAACAAACAUUGUUGUGUAACUGCUGGAUUUAUAGUCAGUGAUCCAAACCAGAAUUCACUGGCUGGACUGGAACCUUGAGCUUGAAACACUUCCCUAAUCCAUCAUGGUGAAAAGGAUCUUUCGAAAAUAGCAAAGGUGCUUUGGGAGUCAGAACAUCUGAGGGAUCUACUGAGUGCUGAAGUUUGCAUACCUUAUCAGACAAUCUUUCAGGAAUUUGCAUUCUGCCCAAACAUGGUCUGUAUUGUGCAAUCUGGGACUUUGAGAUGUAAUCUUCUUGGACGAGCACCAAAACCCUGAUAGCCUGGAGUGUGAAGAGUCUGUAGAUGUGGAAUCUGGAUCAAGUUUCAAGCCUGUUCACAGCUCUGGACGUUUCCGUAGGGGCAAUGACUUUCCACAGGGAUUUCCAUGUCAUUAUUCAUUCUUUGUAAAAUAUAUUAACAUGUAAUGAGAUGAAGAACAUUGAGUUUUAAUCCAACACAGACACAUCGAAGGUCCAGUCUCCAACCUGUGCUGUGUGCAAUCAUGGUGACUUGGUGUUUUAUUAACUGUUCCUCUGUUUUUGUUUUAUUUUAUAUUCUAUUGAGCAAAAUGUUAUCUGAGGUCAGUGUGUACAAUCAGUGAUAACUCUGGUGAUUAUUAUCUCUUCUUCUUAACCAUUUUAAUCAUUCUUUUUAUUUUAUUGAUUAUUUAUGAAGUUAGUCUUAUUCUCUUUGGCACUUAUUAUCCUUAAAGUAAUGUUGGUAUUUUGCACAUGUGUCCUCAGCUCCUGGGUGCAUGCUUUCACCAUUUGUGUGUGUGUGUGUGUGUGUGUGCAUGUGUUUCUGUGCGUGUGUGUGUGUCUGUGAGUGAGAGUGUGUGUGUGAGAGAGUGUGCGUAUGUGUAUUUGUAUAGAUAUCUUUGUAAGGACCAUUCUAAUUAGUUUUGAAUGGUAUGGUUAAGGGGUUCGGGAAUGUUUUAUUCCCAUAAGGGUCCUCGCUAAGUACAAACUUGUGUGUGCAUUUGUGUGUAAAAUGACGUGUCUGCUGAGUUGUCCUCUAGCUUCAGACCAAGCUGAACCAUGUGUGUGUGUUUUUAAUGCUGCAUAUUGAUGUACUCAGAAGUUCCAUUGCUUCACUUUCUCCUGUCGUCACCGUGUUCGUCAGAAACCUUUCAUCUUUGAUUCACAUGGUUUUCAAAAGCUGUAAAAGAAAGUCAACGAGGUGGAAAUGAACAAACGUAGCAAUAAACCAGUCGACAAUUAUGUACCAUGCUCUUAUAAAA